UCCCCCUCCUCCUCCACCACCUCCUCUCCGCUCAGCAGCUGCUCAGACUCCGGGGCCAGUCCCGACACCCUCUGCCGGGACGGGUUGACCAGCUCCGGACCUGCCAGUGAACCCGAGGGGGCAGGGGUCAGCGGCUCCAGCCCCUUGCCUGAGCGAGCCGAGGUUAUAGCCAGCAGCCUGGACUCGCUGCCUGACAGCCCUGCUUCUGAUCAGGAGCCUGACGGUGAGCUAACUAUCCCAGGCACCGUUGAACCAGGAUCGGUGAGCAGGAUCCCACCCAAGACCCCCGUCGAAUCCCACUCGGACGUCAGCCAGAACCUCAGUCCCGCCUCUCGGGUCCUCAGUCCGGGUUCAGCCGGGCGGCCCGACCCCGGGGCUGGCCGCAAACCCGCCGCUGCGGUCCAUCGCUUCGCCGACGCUGACAGACUGAAGGCAUCACCGCCCGAGGGCUUUAGGGGUGAAGGGCCUUCUCUCCAGCCCCAGCCACCCAUCCUGAUCUUCAGCGACCAGGGUCAGCUUGCACUGACCGAGCAUCGGGAUGCAGCCAGCAAGUGUCCUGGGCAAGCACGGGUUACGCUCUCUCCGUUCGACGAGGCUCCCAGGCCGUUCCCUGUGACCAGGACACAGGACACGCAGCUCAUGAUCUUUGAAGACUCUCCAACUUAUAACAAAGCCAAGUCUGAAGAGCUCCACCCGGGGACCAAAGCCCAUCUUGGAGAGCUCCGCCAGGGGGACAAAGCCCAGCCUGGAGAGCUGCGCCCGGGGACCAAAGCCCAGCCUGGAGAGCUGCAUCCGGGGACCAAAGCCCAGCCUGGAGAGCUGCGCCCAGGGACCAAAGCCCAGCCUGGAGAGCUGUGCCCGGGUACCAAAGCCCAGCCUGGAGAGCUGCAUCCAGGGACCAAAGCCCAGCCUGGAGAGCUGCGCCCGGGGACCAAAGCCCAGCCUGGAGAGCUGCGCCCGGGGACCAAAGCCCAGCCUGGAGAGCUGCGCCCGGGGACCAAAGCCCAGCCUGGAGAGCUGCGCCCGGGGACCAAAGCCCAGUCCGCAGAGCUCCGCCCGGGGACCAAAGCCCAGUCCGCAGAGCUCUGCCCGGGGUCCAAAGCCCAGCCUGAUAUGAGGGCACCCAAAAACAUCACCUCUUUCCACGAAUUGGCACAGAAGAGAAGGCAAAGCGCAGCCGGACAGCCAGCCACCAAGGCCAAAGAGGAUAAGAGCGACUGGCUAAUGGCCUUCUCCCCCGACAACGAGCUGCCCCCACCUCCAAAGGCCUUGCUGCAGGAGCAGGCAGGAGCUGUCCUGGAGUCCCAGGACACUUGGAGGCAGCAGAAGGCAGUGAUCACCUUCAGGGAGCUUCGGUACAGGAACCACAUGGGUAGGUGGAGCGACACACGGUGUGGUCCGACACACCCCGCCAUGAGGGACAGCGCCCAGCAAGGCUCAGAGGCUGGAAACCAGACGCCCAGGACCGCAGCGGCCAAGGGCUCAGGAAAAAAGGACAGAGAGGGCCAGUCAGCCAACACAGGAUCCACACAUGGCAAGACUUUGUCAGAGGCGGCAAGGGGAAUAUCGGAUGGAGCAGGCACUGGGCAGCCAAGGGGCCAGGAUCUCUUCGGCGAGCCCCAGUGCUCAGCUGACCAGGAUAGCAGUCAGGAUACCGCAGGCCGCCUCUCCACACGGACAUUCCUCAGAGCAGAACGAGUGAAGGGUCAGAGCGAGGCUCGAGCAGAGGAACUGGACGGAGGAAGCGACAGAACACGUGGAAAGGCUGACGGCCGAGACAAGACCAUCAAAGAAGCGUUCGCAUCUCUCUUCCCCAGAAUCCAGAGACCCAAUACCCUGCAGCUCCAGCCCUUCCACCUUUGCCUUCCAGCUGACAGGAACCCGCUGUCUCCUGGCAUUUUCCGCCAGUCUGCUACUGACCGUCACUGGCUGCACAGCUCUGUGGCCAGUGUCAACCCUGUCUUCCCCCAGACCCUGACUGCCCUAUGCCCUCUGAACUCAACACCCCUGGGUCAACCUUUGUACCAGGAACUGCAGCCGCGCUGCCGUGACUUGCCACCUCCUGAAAAGUCUGAAGUCAGCACUGCCUUCCAGCCGGACAAUGGCCCCUACCCCGCAGUUCUGCGCCCCUCCCCCGUUGGGGCUUACUCUCCGCCUCAGCGUGGAAGCCUUCCCCAGCUGGACACACCGGACCACUCCUGCCUCUGGUCUCCUUUCUUCCCAAGGAGCCGGACCUUCCCAGCUGACCCACCCCGCAUUCCCUCACACUUCCCCCGCCAAGGCAGUGCCACCCGUUCCCGUGGAGCUUGGUUCCCUCUUGGGCUGCACUUUGGGAUCAUUUCCCCAAAGCCUCAUCCUCCGUCCUGUAUGGAAAGCUGCUUCCGAAGGAACAUGCGUUGGAAUUGUCAUGGAACAGAGGCAAAGGGUGCAGGGUAUUCCAUUUGGAACAUUGGCAUUGGCCGGAGCCGUUCUUUACCCGGCCGGACCCGGACGGAAUGGUGUGGAAUGGCCAGCACCGCGAUGACCCCCUCCCUUCACACACCCUUGCUGGAGGGCAGCGUUCCCUCAGACAGUCCACAGCAGAAGAGAGGUCUGCUGUGGCCCGUGAAUGUGGCUGUCGAUAAAAUCGUCUCCAAUUUCAGUGUUGCCCGGAACAUAGUACAGAAGGCACAGCUCGGAGAUAGUAGGGUCAACCCCUCAGUGGGUCGGCUGGUGUUGGGAGACCUCUGUCCAGCUCUCUACACUGUGCUCCACGAUGGACUGAAUCUCUACCAACAGGACCUGAUUUUGGGCCGGAGGCCAAACUCGCCUUGGUCAGUGGUGGAAGCAUCAGUGAAAGCAGGUCCCUCCCUGAAGCCCCUGUACAGCCUGUACUAUCAGCUGGAUCAGUUCUCCCAGCUCAACAACUCCCAGAAGAAGUUCAAUGCUUUUAUAUUUGGCCUGUUAAACCUCAAACGCCUGGAUUUCUGGAUCUCCUGUCUCCACAGCUGCAGAGAGGUUCUGAGAACACACUACUCUCCGAUGGCGUUCCUCUCGCUCUCUCACAGUUCCUGCAGAGCUCUCUUCGAAGAGCUCCUGCUGCUGCUGCAGCCUCUCUCAGUCUUCACCUUCCACCUGGACCCCCUCUUUGAGUAUCACCAUCAGUUCCUGGCGGAUCAGGGGGUCCUCGGGAGCGACCCCCAGCUCCGGGGGCUUGACCAGAAUGAGCGGCACACUACCCAGCCGGGUGGGACCCAGCAGCGCCAAGGUGGACUCCCCAUGGCGGCAAGCGGCCAACCACCUGAGGGUGAAGAGGGGCUGGGGACGGGCCUCGUUCGGAAGUCUCAGCCCCAAGGCUCAUCCGAUCGAGCGGAGCAGCUCGGCCAUCGGAGGGAGGCAGCGGCCGAGGAGGCGAGGGAUCGAGAGGCGGCACAGGGUGCGAGGGCGGGGAGGUCACCGAGCGCACAGGAACGUCAGGGGGUCAAGGCAGAGCCGGGGUACACGUUACAGCAAACCUUCGAUCAGGUGAUGCAGUGGGGAGACAGGCUUGCACAGACCCUGGGGGACCUCCACAAGCCCCCCGCUGUGGUCCAGCCGGAGCCCUGGACAGUCCCCGCGUGCAGCCCGCCCGAGCUGGUAACCGGGGAGGCAGCCGCAGGAGUGAAGAGGAAGCCCAGCUGGUGGGACCAACUGAGCCAGAGUUCCCAGGUCUACCUCUCGACCUCCCAGGACAGCUCGGCCUUCGCCAAGUGGAUCAAACCCAAGACGACAGGCUCCAAAACCAACUCCCUCUCGCAGCCCUCAGCACCCAAGCAGGAGAGUACGGGUGGGACAAUGGCACAGGAGCGCAGCAGGCAGGUCGAUGACUCAGUGCGAGUGGAGUCCGCGCCGCGGGACACUGAUCACACACGGUUCAAUGCUGACGGCACAGGUUCCCCUGGCCCAGUGACUCAGAAAGACUCCAGAGAUGCCGCCAAUAGGAAACGCAGCCCCGGUGAGCAGCAAGAUCCCGCGCCCUGCCGCAAAGACCCGUCUGACAAGCUGGAAGAGGCAACUCUGCCCGCGACCUCGCCCAACGGCAGCCCCAUGGCAUCUCGGAGUGACCUGGAUGGGAAGGCGGCGUUCCGACUAGGAGACCGGCUGUGGCUGGGGAGAUUGUUUGGAGCCAAAGUUCCCUGUGCUUACUCGCCGAGUGACCAACCGCACCGAGAGGCCCAGGAGGGCCGGCGAGGCCGGUUGCCCUCGGACUGGCUGCAGGUGAACAUGACCCACUUUGAGCAGCUGUUUAAGGUGAUCCUUGUGGGGAAGGAGAGGUCCCCACAACUGACGGAAAUCAAUCCCCCAUCACAGGAAACCUCCAAAUCCACAAGAAAGGUACGAACACUGUGUGACCACACAGCCACAGAUGAAGACCACCUGAGCUUCCGGAGAGGGGACACCCUGGAGAUUCUGGCCUGUGUGAACGAGGACUGGAUCCGCUGUUGCCAUGGUGACGUCAUUGGCCUGGUGCCCAUUGGAUACACGUCACUCAUUUAGAAUAAAACCUGGGAGCCGCCGCUCACACAGUGAAA
Messenger RNA from Carcharodon carcharias (great white shark), 4550 nucleotides. RefSeq lists its product as uncharacterized. NCBI's taxonomy places the organism in Eukaryota, Metazoa, Chordata, Chondrichthyes, Lamniformes, Lamnidae. Gene Ontology annotation, cellular component: cytoplasmic vesicle. The transcript has 10 exons. Gene Ontology annotation, molecular function: protein binding. Bases 640 to 4515 code for a protein of 1291 amino acids. The record is from RefSeq and is a predicted model, not a curated record.